Messenger RNA from Hermetia illucens (black soldier fly), 2313 nucleotides. RefSeq names its product zinc finger protein 3 homolog. Gene Ontology annotation, molecular function: zinc ion binding. Bases 1 to 2229 code for a protein of 742 amino acids. Lineage: Eukaryota; Metazoa; Arthropoda; Insecta; Diptera; Stratiomyidae. The transcript is spliced from 5 exons. Gene Ontology annotation, cellular component: nucleus. The record is from RefSeq and is a predicted model, not a curated record.
AUGACUUCAGUUAUACAAAACGCUAAAAUAGAAGGAGUUCAAAUUAGUUUGGUCGCUAACGGUGGAUUAACGGACACAUUCGAGGAAACUGUGGAACGUGUUGGUUGCAAUGGCGGAGCUGAGCUGGAUCAGGACACCAAAGACGAGACGUUCAUCGACGGCGGUUUACAGGGAGAAUUGUCCUUUAUCAGGUUUAACUCGAUCUGCCGGUUCUGCCUUGUCGAAGGGGAUGAGUUCCUGGAGAUAUUCGACACGUCCAACGGCGUCCUGGAAAUGAUUGCGGAAGUGUCUCCUGUGCAGAUAUCACUCGAAGACGUUUUACCGAAAAGAAUCUGUACAGAAUGCUAUGCUAAACUGAAAAAAUGCAUUUCAUUCAAACAACAAAUCGAAUCAGCAGAUGCAACGUUAAAAGAGGCCAUAAAACAGCACGCUGCGAAAUACUCAGAGCAUAUAGCCGGAAAUCUAGAUGUCGCUUCACAGACCAAAGAGCAUAAUAAUCAGUCAAUCUUGGAUUACGGAUCGCAGCAGGGACUACAGAAUGUAAGCAACUUAGAUGAACUGAUAGAGGAGGACUAUGAAACUGGCUAUAUGAUGGUGUACGAAACGGAUCCAAUCCUUUAUUCCGACUGUGAAAAAGGGGCCGAACAAGUUGAUGUACCAAUCGUUACUUUCGCUGUAGAGGCCAACCUCGGACAAGAGGUGAAUCCCGUCGUAAGUGAGCAAAAUGCCGAGCAAAAUCCGAAAGAGCAAAGGUCUGCAACUCCCGCCCAAUGUUCUACUUGUGAUAAACAAUUUGCUAGUCGUGCUCUUCUGAACAAACACAUGAAAGUUCAUCCAAAUAGAAAACUUGAUCAUGAGUGUCCCGUUUGUCACAAAGCCUUUCCACACGCUGCUAAUUUAGAAUGUCAUAUGAUAUCACACAGGAGCGAAAAUGUUGACAAUGCUGAAUCGGAAGGGAAAAUCAAGUGCAAUGAAUGUGAAGCUGCUUUUUCGGUUGAACGUGAUUUGUACAUUCACGGAUCCAUUCACGUGACGGGUGAUAAACUCCAAUGCCGGGAGUGUCUGAAGGAGUUUUCAAAUCUCCCAAAACUCAGACGCCAUGUCAAAACCCAUUACCAGGAUAAACCCAUCAAGUGUGAGCAGUGUGGUCGUGGCUUUCCAGAAAUGGCCUCAUUAACCCGCCACUACCGUAUCCACACAAACGAGCCGCGCGUACGAAAAUAUGCAUGCGAUCAAUGCGGCAAAUCCUACUAUGAUUCUCAUUCGCUUUCGAUUCACGUCCGUACACAUACCGGUGAGAAACCAUGGGUUUGCACAAAAUGCGAUAAACGAUUCAUUGACUCGCGCCUCCUCAAUUCACACAUGCGAACGCAUAUGAAUGUGCGAAAGCAUUCAUGCACAAUUUGUGAGAAAAAGUUCACCCAUCGAAGUACACUAAUAAGCCAUGUAAGAACGCAUACUGGCGAAAAACCGUUUGUUUGCACAGUUUGUAACAAGUCCUUCAUCCAAUCAUCGAAUCUAAUGCUUCACCUUCGAGUUCAUUCAGGCGAGAAGCCAUACAAAUGCUCAAAGUGUUCCAAGGCGUUUGGAAGCUCGUCAACUCUAGCAAUGCAUAUGCGCACACAUACCGGCGAAAAACCUUAUUGUUGCAAGCUCUGUGGUAAACGUUUCGCGAGGCAUAACUUAACGAUCCACAUGAGAAUCCAUACCGGUGAGAAACCAUACGAAUGUAGUGAUUGCCCCCGGAAGUUCACCACUUCGGGUCAGCUAGCUCAACAUAAACGAUUUCACACUGGAGACAAACCCUUCACUUGUGAAAUUUGCAAUAAAAGAUGGUCGACCUCGUCGUAUUUGAAAAAGCACAUGCAAACUCAUUCAAUGAACGCUGGAACCUCCUACCCAAGUCGUGUUGAAUCGCCGGACAGUACUGUUUUGGAGAAGGACAACCAUUUCAACCAUCACAGUCAUCGUAUUCGGAUCGAGGAGAUCCAAAGUGAUGCAGAAUUCAAUGAGAAUGCAAUGCUAGUCAAUGAUUUACUUGCAUCGGUGGUCAAUGUGAAUGCGGAAGUUCUGCAAAAUGGCAAUGUGGAGAUUCCGGAGUUAUCAACGAACGAUUCGGAUCAAGAUUUGAACGAGCUCAGGAAUGUGAUGAAUCCAGCAGAAUUCAAAAUGGAGGAACCUAAAUCAGCAGAAAUGGUGUCGGAAGGAGUUUACGUGACGGAAGCCUGAAAACAGUAUUUAUUGCAUGCUUUUUAUUUAUAUAGUUAUAUUUAAGAUAGUUGAUAAGGAAAGUAUCAUGAACGAGAAAUAUUU